UGAUUGAUCGUGACAGAAGAUGGCAGGCACAUCACACAUCCCAGUGGAGGAGAUGGAGGAUCUGAGAGAGGCCUUCAGUAAAGUGGAUGUGGACGGUAACGGUUACAUCAGCACCGAUGAGCUGAACGCCCUAUUCAAGGCGGCGAACCUGCCUCUGCCGGGAUAUCGCGUGCGUGAGAUCGUCCAGGAGCUCAGCAGAACCAUGGACCUCAACCAGGACGGGAAGAUCACCUUCGACGAGUUCGCCAAGGCGGUCCAUGACUUGAAGAGCUCAGAAGUGGCCAAGACCUUCCGUAAGGCCAUCAAUAAGAAGGAGGGCAUCUGUUCAGUGGCAGGAACCUCAGAACAGUCGGGAACGCAGCACUCGUACUCCGAGGAGGAGAAGGUGGCGUUCGUGAACUGGGUCAAUAAAGCGCUGGAGAAGGAUCCGGACUGCCAGCAUGUUCUUCCCAUGGAUCCCAGCUCCAACGAUCUGUUCACCGCGGUGGGCGACGGCAUCGUGCUCUGUAAAAUGAUCAACCUGUCUGUGCCGGACACUAUCGACGAGAGAACCAUCAACAAGAAGAAGCUGACGCCCUUCACCAUCCAGGAGAAUCUGAACCUGGCACUGAACUCGGCCUCCGCCAUCGGCUGCCACGUGGUGAACAUCGGAGCAGAGGACCUGAAAGAGGGCAGGCAGCAUUUAGUGCUGGGACUCCUGUGGCAAGUCAUCAAAAUCGGCCUGUUCGCCGACAUCAAAAUCAGCAGGAAUGAUGUUCUGUGGACGGGUAUCUCUUCUUCUAUUGAUAACUAUACACUUAACAAUGGAACUUGA
This is a messenger RNA of Onychostoma macrolepis, 814 nucleotides long. RefSeq names its product plastin-2-like. Gene Ontology annotation, biological process: actin filament network formation; actin filament bundle assembly. The transcript is spliced from 7 exons. Gene Ontology annotation, cellular component: cytoplasm; actin filament; actin filament bundle. The coding region runs from base 20 to 814 and encodes 264 amino acids. Gene Ontology annotation, molecular function: calcium ion binding; actin filament binding. Lineage: Eukaryota; Metazoa; Chordata; Actinopteri; Cypriniformes; Cyprinidae. The record is from RefSeq and is a predicted model, not a curated record.